AUGGGAACGCCGUCUGGGUACGAGGGCGAAACCGCUGACAUGGAUCGGACAUUUGGGCUAACUGAAGCGCUGCCUGAAACACGUCUAGUAAAUCGUAAGGGGGACUGUGCACGGACGAAGUCCAUAGCAUCAGUGACUGUCAUGCGCUUGGAUUUCGACCGAUCCGUUUGUGGAGAGGUGGAGGUGGACGGGAUGGAAUACAUGUCUGUAGCCUCUUCCGAUAUAGGGGCGAGAUGGACCAAGUGGUUAGAGCGCGAAUUUACUGACCGGAAGGUCCGUGGUUCGAACGUGACCUCUGCCUCUCGACUUCCCCUGCCUAGACUUGGGCAACCUGGCAGUAUCCCAGCCCUCGUGCAACCUUCGGGUGGUAUGGCAGUUAGGCACCGAAAGGAUGCUACAGCUGAACGUAUGCAGGACACAAAGACUGAAAUUAGAUUAAUUGAUACAAGACAAAUUUUCAAGACAGCUUCUGCCGUGGUUCAGGAGAUCCACAUAAAAAUAAAUAAUGAAUCGUUCAACUGUAACACCCUUCUGGUACCUAGCUGCUAUGCCACCCGAAGGAGGCACGAGGGCUGGGAUACCAACAGGAUGCCAAAGCCUAGACAGGGAAAAUCGAUAGGUCGAGGUCGGGUUCGAACCACGGACCCUGCGGUCAUAUGCCACAUUAACCAGUCAAUGCACGCAUUCUCCAUGGCAUCAUUCAGAGAAACCUGGAUGGUAGUGCCGACUAGGUAG
Messenger RNA from Opisthorchis viverrini, 735 nucleotides. RefSeq lists its product as hypothetical. Bases 1 to 735 code for a protein of 244 amino acids. The record is from RefSeq and is a predicted model, not a curated record. NCBI's taxonomy places the organism in Eukaryota, Metazoa, Platyhelminthes, Trematoda, Opisthorchiida, Opisthorchiidae. The transcript is spliced from 4 exons.